Messenger RNA from Colletotrichum scovillei, 1098 nucleotides. RefSeq lists its product as uncharacterized. The transcript is spliced from 4 exons. The coding region runs from base 1 to 1098 and encodes 365 amino acids. The record is from RefSeq and is a predicted model, not a curated record. Lineage: Eukaryota; Fungi; Ascomycota; Sordariomycetes; Glomerellales; Glomerellaceae.
AUGCCUGGUGCCGGUUCAAGAGGCAUUAGCCUCUUAGUAUGGAUUGUUGUCUUUACCGUUGUUGAUGCCUCGUUUUUAUGUCUGCGAGCUUGGUCAGCGAGGGUGAUGAGGAGAUCAUUCUAUUGGGAUGAUGGAAUGAUCAUCUUCGCCUUUGCCAACAUUGUUGCGCUAGAGGGCGUUGUCAUUUGGGCCAUUUACAAUGGCUUGGGCAAACACACCAAUGAGUUGACUCUGGACGAGUAUGCUGUUCAGUUCAAGCUCAUCCUCGCCAGUGGUGUUACAUGGCUCUUGGGAACCGUCUUCAUCAAGAUGGCCAUCCUGUGGCUGUACACCAGAAUCUUCUCCACGCAAAAGUUCAAGCGCUGGUCGCAUAUACUCAUGGGCGUGACGGGCGCCUACGGUGUCGCGUUUCUCAUUCUCUUCAUGAGUAGAUGCUCGCCAAUGUCUCAGCAGUGGGCACCGGUAGAAGGUGGCCACUGCCGUGAUAUCACCGUCGACCAGCUCGUCUCGGUGACGAUCAACAUCGUCGUCGACAUCGCUAUGACUGCGCUGCCGAUGCCGGCGCUUUGGGGUCUUCAGAUGCCCCUUAGGAACAAGAUCGCUGUCAGUGCCAUGUUUGGCAUGGGUUUUGCAACAAUCGCAAUCAUGAUUUGGCGUCUAGUCAACACGGUCACCACCAUCGGCGACCUCGACUUCGUCUACAACCUGCACGACAUCGGCCUCGUCAGUCUCCUCGAGCUCUGGAUCGGGAUCAUCAUCGCAUGUCUGCCGACCCUGGGUCCUCUCUUCAAGACCUAUGUCAAGCCGGCCGUCUCCAAAUUCGGCUCCAAGCUGACAAACCCGUCAACGGACAAGGGCGGCCAGAUCAACCUCAAGGACUUGACGAGCAGCAGCGGCGGCCACAGCAUCCGCCACCCCCGUCGAACGUACGACAAACUUGGCGACAAUACCUCCGUUGUGGACCUCGAGCGUGCCGAGCUGACGACAAAGUGUCAGUUCUCGCCAGGAGCCGAGGCCCCCAGAGGUAGCAGGCCCGUCAUCUAUGUUCAUCAGGACAUUGCGUCGCAGGAGACUUGGAAGCGAGGGGCGCAGGCUUGA